Messenger RNA from Gambusia affinis (western mosquitofish), 2882 nucleotides. It is a transcript of the gene fam89b, whose product is annotated as family with sequence similarity 89 member B. The transcript is spliced from 2 exons. The record is from RefSeq and is a predicted model, not a curated record. The coding region runs from base 197 to 655 and encodes 152 amino acids. Lineage: Eukaryota; Metazoa; Chordata; Actinopteri; Cyprinodontiformes; Poeciliidae.
UCUUUUACACAAAGAGCAGGAUGCAAAACAAAGCCCGGAAGCUUCAUAUUCUUUCUGCAGCCAAGAAUCAAUUUUCUCCCGUUUGAAUCCAGGAAGAUGAUCUCAUUUUCUUUGAGUAAACAGCGCCUUUGUGUGAGCAGCUGAUUCUGAGAGGUUUUGAAAACAUAAAAUCCACUUUGACUGAGGAAAAAGUGUCAUGGACGGGAGUUUAAGCAGAGCAGAUUAUCGGGUUGGUGCCGCUGUGUUCGCAGCAGAGGGGCUGCCGCCGCUGCCUAAGAGUCUGAGCGGGAUCUUGAACUCCAGCGGCGGGUCGUGGAGAGACAUGCAGAAGAUGCACAGCAAGAGGAGCCGCAUCCAAGCCGAGAUCAGCUGCAGAGGAGGCAGAGAGGCGGCUGCUGCCAAACCUGGUGGACUGGACGCUGCGCUGGCGCUGCUGCGCAAAGAGAUGGUGGGUCUACGUCAGCUCGACAUGUCUCUGCUCUGCCAGCUGUGGUCUCUCCAUGAGACCAUCCAGGAAUGCAAGGGCGAAGCCUCCAUCACUGCUGAUAACGGAUACUCUGAGGAUGAAGAGGAGGAGGAUGAACUAGAGAAGAAUGAGGAUAAAGCACAGAAUUCUUCUCAGCAUUCUCCCAGAAACUCCUUUCAUUUUCACUAGUAAAUAUACACACAUGGACCGAUGGGGAAAAGAGACCAUUUGGCUCUUUGAGACCCUUUUUUAUUGAUGUUUUAAUUUAUCACAUGCCUGUUUAUCCGGCACAUUUUGCUCAGUAAGAAAGCAUUCGAUGCUUGUUUUGUAGAAAAGCAGUUAAUUAAACAAUGUUUUAUAUGAGAUCACUGUAAUGUUCAUGUUAACUUUAAGCACAUUAAUGUGGCUUUUAUUUUUUCUUAAAGGUUAAUUUCGUUUGCCCAUCACAUCACAUCAUUCAUAUCAUACUUAUAACCUGAUGGACUUGAGAAAGAAUUUUAGUACACAUUUACUAACAUUUACUAACUUUUAUGCCUGAUUUAAUAAAUUAUUAUUUUUAAUCAUUUGCAUAUAGUUUGUGUCUAGAAAGGAAUGAACAUUUUAGAUAAAGUCCAAUUAGGAUUGUUGGGAUAACACUAAAGAGAGGUUUCUUCUUCACAACUAAGGGUCUUUUUAAAAAAGAAAAAUGAAACAUAAAACGCAGAAAAGAAACCAGCAGGUCAACAAUGUAGUUUUGAACAGUCCAAAUCAAGAUUAUGUUAUAUUUGUGUUGUGCAUUUAAUAAAAAGUGGGGAAGUUUUGAUUGCAUACAAAGAAUGAAUUGUUUGAGAGUGAGAUCUGAAGUACAUCUAGGAAAAAAAAGAUUCACACAAAAACGAGUUUUCACCAUUUGAAUGGUAAUCAACAUGAAAUAAUUUGGAUUCGGCUCAUGUGAUCCUUUUAUGAAGCUUUAAAUUACACCUAAGUAGUGAAAGAGUUAAAAGUAAAGAACAGUUGAAGUUCAUAGGAAUAAUCUGAUUUAAAUACAUUUCUAAAAGGUCAGACAGAACAUCGUUUUUGUGAUGUUAAACUUCAGUAUGUUAAAAAUUUGCCUUUUCCUGACCUUACAAAACUGGAUGGGUUGCAAAUUGUGGGAGUUUAUUUCUAAGGAGUAAAGAUUUAAAACACAAAGAUUCCUUUCUGACAUCUUCUUUAUUUAUGUUAUGAUCUGGAAACUUUUCAGAGAUAUUAAUUAUGAGAUUUUCCCAAAUCCUAGAAACAACUUUUAUUUAGUACAAACAUGCCUUCAAUAGUUCUGAAUGCCAAAAUAAACUUUCCAAGUUUCUUGCUUUAUUUAUUUAACUCCCACACAUAGUUUGAAAACUUCAAGUAAGAUGUCUGGUUUUGGUGAUGUAAAGCAAUGAUCCUUUUUUCACUUCUGAUGUGAAUUUUACAAUUCAAAUAAACAACAAACAUUAAAUUGAGUAAAGAGAUAAAAAUAAAAAAUGAUGCAGCAACCUGGUUGUUUAAGGGACAACAUUGUUGAAGUAGUUGCUGUUUCCACAACACAUUUUGAUUCAGUUCCAGUAUUCAGUCUUCUUUAGUAUGAGUCUGUCAGGAUCCAACAUAUUAGUUUAUAUUUACCCUCUUCACCGGACAGAAAUGUCCAAAUCUAUCAGAUUGUGAGGACAUGUUUUGUCCAAAGCCUGUGCAGGAGACCCCACAGGGUUUUCCUUCCAAAGCUUUCAUUUAUUUUGUAGAUUUGGGUGCAUGCUUGGAUUUUCUGUGACCCUGAAAAAUUUAACUCUGCAGUGUAUUAAAGCGUCUUAAGCUAAGACAAUAGUAUUGUGCAGGAGACACUCUGUGCCUAUUCACGAAGGGGCUCCUUCUCUCUGCCUUGCCCCCAAGUCAUCCAAAUGCAGCCGCAUGGAGAAAACCAUUUGGUGUGGGGAGUUUUCAAAGGAUGGUUUCAUGUUUCACUUUAUUUAAAAGGUGCACAAGCUGCAGAGAUAUCAGAAAUGGUAGAAAAUGUCCCCCUCUGUCUGCCAGUUACUGAGCUAAACAUUUGAAUGUACCCAAAUUCUGUUCAUGUCAUCUAAAACUAUUCUCAUUUGUGGUUUUCAAUCAGCUGUAUUCAAAUAUGGACCUAUAACUGGCAGUCACAUUUCUUUUGGUUCUGCCCACACGGAUGCAGACAAAGACACUAUUUAACUGUAAAGUCAUGAUAUGGUUAACUGGAAGUUAAUGGAGCUCCUUUCUGGUAUUUAUACCAGCAAGGAGAAAAAUGGAGGACCAGAUUAUGUUGUGUACAAAAGGUAAAACAUUUAUCAAAUCUGUCUUUAAAUCAAAAAAUAUUAAAAGAAAUUGUGCAAUAAAAGUGAAAGAGCCAGACUCCUGACAUCUAACAUGCAUCUAAUAUGAAGGUAAAAAUUACAUA